AUGCCGCCGCGCACGCUGCUAAUACCGCGAGGCAGCUUCGCCUUCCACUCGAAACACCUGCAAAACCGGCUUCCAUCACGACGAUUCGCCUCAACCCUCGCCAUUGCAAGGCCAGCAACAGCACCAUGGCAGAACUCGAUACCGAUCGUACGACAGGCUCAGUCCGUAACCGGCGGUAUGGAGUGGCAGACGUCAGCAUAUAGCUGGAACAAGCAGAACAUCAAGAACCUCCCCAUAGCCGCCACGAAUGUCGAGAAACUGAUCGAGGGAUAUGUCACAAUGAAGGAAGUCAACAACGAAGGCAAAGACGUAAGAGCGAUACGAACAGCACUGGCAGCGCGAAGAAAGAGUGCCGAGAAGGUCUACGUGUCGAAGCCGAGGAUCAAGGACUUUGGCGACAGAAUAGAGCUCACAGCCUUCAUCUUCGAUGGCAAGGCGGCUAUGAAGGAAGAUUUGGCAGCAAAGAGGGCGGCCUUCUUUGCGGGCGAGAGGGGAAAGCCAGACAAGAGAGCGGAUGCCUCUGAUAUUCUGCUCAAUGAGGAAUCAAAAGCUGGAUUGCAGUCAUUGAUCGCGAGGAUAUACGGCAAGCCAGUAGAUCUGCGACUUAUCAGGUUGUCGAAGCAACAUCUCGACGCCGACAUUCUCGCUAGAGUCGUCGCUCAGCGUCUUCGCGAUCGUCGCAACACCCCGCGACGAGUCAUUCGUGAUGCGACAUGGAAGGCACCAUUGCCCAACGCGCAAACGAUUUCGAGGAUUCGGCAGGCGAAAGCGCAACAGCAGCCGACGAAGUUCUCGUUCGCCGACUUCACGAUCGGCAAUAUGGGAAAGACGACGAAUGGAACGAUACAAAAUAAGCUACUGCUGAGUCAAGUCAGCAGCGUUGAAGUGGAAGCCGCAGGUCGUCUGACAAAGCGUCUCACAGCCAACAGAAGUGCGAGAAAGAUGGCGAGACGUGGAGGUAAUAGCAAGGGGCCGAGUGUGAUGCUCCGUGGAUUCAGGAAGGCGCAUGUGCAGUAUGCUUUCGCUGGAGGAAAGAGGCGUGUUGGACAGUUUGGUAUCAGAGUCACCUUGGGACAUGCUUAA
This is a messenger RNA of Fulvia fulva, 1083 nucleotides long. RefSeq names its product Ribosomal protein S5, mitochondrial. Gene Ontology annotation, molecular function: structural constituent of ribosome. The transcript has a single exon. The record is from RefSeq and is a predicted model, not a curated record. The coding region runs from base 1 to 1083 and encodes 360 amino acids. NCBI's taxonomy places the organism in Eukaryota, Fungi, Ascomycota, Dothideomycetes, Mycosphaerellales, Mycosphaerellaceae. Gene Ontology annotation, biological process: translation.